GUUUUGUUUGUUUAUCAGGAAACGAAGAUGACCAAACAAGCCCUAUCUCCCCCACACGAUCAAGACAAAAACAAUUAGUUCCAAAAACUGAGGCAUUGAAUCUUUAAUUAGUUGAUCGCUUCGCUCUCUCUCUCUGUUCACAUAUCUCCUCCCCAAAGAGAGAAGAAGAUGGCGACGACACUAGAUGUAUCAAGAGCGGAGCUAGCUCUUGUGGUUAUGUAUUUGAACAAAGCUGAGGCUAGGGAUAAGUUAUGCAGAGCUAUACAGUAUGGUUCCAAGUUCUUGAGUGGUGGACAACCUGGUACUGCUCAAAAUGUUGACAAAUCUACCAGCUUAGCCAGAAAAGUCUUCCGUCUUUUCAAGUUUGUAAAUGACUUGCAUGGUCUUAUCAGUCCUGUGCCUAAAGGGACUCCUCUUCCUCUUGUUUUACUUGGAAAGUCUAAGAACGCACUGUUAUCUACGUUCUUGUUCCUGGAUCAAAUUGUCUGGCUUGGGAGAUCAGGAAUAUAUAAGAACAAAGAACGUGCUGAGUUGCUUGGACGUAUAUCUCUUUUCUGCUGGAUGGGAUCGUCUGUGUGUACAACUUUAGUCGAGAUUGGUGAGAUUGGAAGGCUUUCUUCAUCAAUGAAGAAGAUUGAAAAAGGACUCAAGAAUGGUGGUAACAAGUAUCAAGAUGAGGAGUAUCGUGCUAAGCUUAAAAAAUCAAACGAGAGGUCACUUGCUUUGAUCAAAGCAGCUAUGGACAUUGUUGUAGCAGCUGGUUUGCUUCAGUUGGCUCCAAAGAAGAUCACUCCUCGUGUCACCGGAGCUUUUGGAUUUGUCACCUCCGCAAUUUCUUGUUACCAGUUGCUUCCGACUCGCCCCAAGAUCAAAACACCCUGAAGUCGAUCGAGGAAGCUGGUGUUAAGGAGAAACUCAUUUCAGAAAGUUUAUGGUGGUCUUUUUUAAGGAAAUUUGCUGCUGUUACUAGUUCGUAUAAAUACCAUACAUAUAUGCAGGAAGGAUGUUUUUAAUAAAUAUGUUUAUGCCUCAGAUUCUUGAUACACAAGUUUCAAUAUUGAAUUAUUGUUAGAUGUUGGUUUUAUUAAGCAAA
Messenger RNA from Camelina sativa (false flax), 1093 nucleotides. Lineage: Eukaryota; Viridiplantae; Streptophyta; Magnoliopsida; Brassicales; Brassicaceae. The record is from RefSeq and is a predicted model, not a curated record.